Molecule: messenger RNA, 3731 nt
Organism: Hyaena hyaena (striped hyena)
Lineage: Eukaryota; Metazoa; Chordata; Mammalia; Carnivora; Hyaenidae
Gene: DDX27
Product: DEAD-box helicase 27
Exons: 21
Coding region: 34-2328 (764 amino acids)
Molecular function (GO): RNA helicase activity; nucleic acid binding; ATP binding
Source: RefSeq, a predicted model, not a curated record
CGAGCUGGUUUCCGGAAGUGGUGCUGCGGCAGCAUGCUGGCGGAGCUGGGUUUAGUCGGGACCAUAGGCGAAGAUGACGAGGUGCCGGUGGAGCCGGAGUCUGACUCCGCGGACGAGGAGGAGGAGGGGCCCGUUGUGCUGGGCAGAAAGCAGAAAGCCUUGCGGAAGAACCGUAGUGCUGAUUUCAACCCUGACUUUGUUUUCACUGAGAAGGAGGGGGCGUACGAUGGCAGCUGGGCCAUGGCUGAUGUGAUGAGCCAGCUCAAGAAGAAGCAGAGGGCAGCCACUACAUUAGAUGAGAAGAUUGAGAAAGUUCGCAAGAAAAGGAAAACAGAGGAUAAAGAAGCGAAGUCUGGGAAGUCAGAGAAGGAGAAGGAAGCAAAGGAGGGCUCUGAACCAGAGGAGCAGGAAGACUUUGAAGGGAAAGAUGAGGAAGGCUCAGAAGAUGAAGACUCAGAGACUGAUUACUCGUCAGCUGAUGAGAACAUCCUCACCAAAGCAGAUACACUCAAAGUAAAGGAGCGGAAGAAGAAGAAGAAAGGACAGGAAGCAGGAGGAUUUUUUGAAGAUGCCUCCCAGUACGAUGAAAACCUCUCUUUCCAGGACAUGAACCUUUCUCGCCCUCUUCUGAAGGCCAUUACAGCCAUGGGCUUCAAGCAGCCCACCCCCAUCCAGAAGGCAUGCAUACCCGUGGGCCUGCUGGGAAAGGAUAUCUGUGCCUGUGCAGCCACUGGGACAGGUAAAACUGCUGCUUUUGCCCUGCCUGUCUUGGAGCGUCUGAUCUACAAACCCCGCCAGGCACCCGUCACCCGCGUGCUCGUGCUGGUUCCCACCCGAGAGCUGGGCAUCCAGGUGCACUCCGUCACCAAGCAGCUGGCUCAGUUCUGCAACAUCACCGUCUGCCUGGCUGUGGGAGGCCUGGAUGUGAAGUCUCAGGAGGCGGCUCUCAGGGCAGCGCCGGACAUCCUCAUCGCCACCCCAGGCCGGCUCAUCGAUCACCUCCACAACUGUCCUUCCUUCCACCUGAGCAGUAUCGAGGUGCUCAUCUUGGAUGAGGCUGACAGGAUGCUGGAUGAGUACUUUGAGGAACAGAUGAAGGAGAUCAUCCGGAUGUGUUCCCACCACCGCCAGACGAUGCUCUUCUCAGCCACAAUGACGGACGAGGUAAAAGAUCUGGCUUCUGUCUCCUUGAAGAAUCCUGUCCGCAUAUUUGUGAACAGCAACACGGAUGUGGCCCCCUUCCUGCGGCAGGAGUUUAUCCGGAUCCGACCCAAUCGGGAAGGGGACCGGGAAGCCAUCGUGGCAGCUCUGCUGACAAGAACCUUCACUGACCACGUGAUGCUGUUCACCCAGACCAAGAAGCAGGCCCACCGCAUGCACAUCCUCCUGGGGCUCAUGGGGCUGCAGGUGGGCGAGCUCCAUGGCAACCUGUCACAGACGCAGCGGCUGGAGGCCCUCCGGCGCUUUAAGGACGAACAGAUUGACAUCCUUGUGGCCACAGAUGUGGCAGCCCGUGGACUUGACAUCGAGGGGGUCAAAACGGUAAUCAACUUCACGAUGCCCAACACCAUCAAGCAUUACGUCCACCGAGUAGGGCGAACGGCGCGGGCAGGCAGGGCUGGGCGCUCAGUGUCUCUGGUGGGAGAAGAGGAGCGGAAGAUGCUGAAGGAGAUCGUAAAAGCCGCCAAAGCCCCUGUAAAGGCCCGGAUACUUCCCCAAGAUGUCAUCCUCAAGUUCCGGGAUAAGAUUGAGAAAAUGGAGAAGGAUGUGUAUGCGGUUCUGCAGCUUGAGGCUGAGGAGAAAGAGAUGCAACAGUCGGAAGCCCAGAUCAACACAGCAAAACGGCUGCUGGAGAAGGGAAAAGAGGCACUGAACCACGAGCCUGAGAGAAGUUGGUUCCAGACCAAGGAAGAGAGGAAGAAGGAAAAAAUUGCCAAGGCUCUGCAGGAGUUUGACUUGGCCUUAAGAGGAAAGAAGAAGAGGAAGAAAUUUAUGAAGGAUGCCAAGAAAAAGGGAGAGAUGACAGCAGAAGAAAGGUCCCAAUUUGAAAUUCUCAAGGCACAGAUGUUUGCUGAGCGGCUGGCCAAGAGGAAUCGCAGAGCCAAGAGGGCCAGAGCGAUGCCAGAGGAGGAGCCAGCAAGGGUCCCUGCCAAGAAACAAAAGCAGGUGAAGAAAUCUGUAUUUGAUGAAGAACUUACCAACACAAGCAAGAAGGCCCUGAAACAGUAUCGAGCUGGCCCCUCCUUUGAAGAAAGGAAACAGUUGGGCUUGCACCACCAGAGACGGGGAGGAAACUUUAAAUCUAAAUCCAGGUACAAGAGGAAGUAGCUGUGGUGGCCUGAAGGUCGUGGGGCAGCCCUCACAUACUUCCUUAUGGGAAGUCCUCAUCCUCACUUGGACUCUUCUCCAUUUGUAAAAAAAAAAUUUUUUAAUUUAGUCCAUGUUAUUUGUAUAUUUAAAAAAGAAAAAAAGGUUGUUUGCGGUGGUGAUAUGUAGAGCUAUUUCCUAAGCAUCCUUGUGAGUCAGCCAAGGCUCACUUCUUGCUAUUGACGUUCACAUAAAGAAGAUACCAGAUUUGGGCGGGGGGGGGGGGGGGGUGUACCUAGCUGGCUCAAUUGAAGGAGCAUAUGACUCUUAAUCUCGGGGUUGGGAGUUUGAGCCCUGUGUCGGGUACAGAGAUUACUUAAACCUAAAAUUACACAUUAAAAAAAAUAUAUAUAUAUAUAUACACACACACACACCCCACCCCCAAAUGGAAGAAGUAAUUUUGGGAGAGAAUAAACUGAAUUGUAGAUUUUAUCCCUGCUCUUAACGUCAAUAUAGUCUACCCUGUAUACUUCCUGUCCAUCUUUUAUGUUUAUAGAGGAGCUGGAUAUGGAGGAAACUCUUGCUAGAAGUUCUCUUGAUGUGUCCUGAGACCUAAACGCUAUCAUUUACUGACCAUCAGCCAUGUACCAGACAUUCUGUAUACUGAGCAUGGUCUCAUUAAAUUCACUACACCCUGUGGGCAAGGUAGUUAUCCCCAUUUUGCAGAUAAACUUUCCAGAGUUACACUGUUGGGAAUCCAGGUUUUUGAAACCAGGGUCUACCUGAACCCAUACUCUGGACUGUGCUGUAGAAGUGCUACUGGAGAGAUGGAAGCUCAAAGGGGACAGAAGGGUUCAAUUAGUUCUUUGUUGUAAACACCAGCUUUUACCCUGUAGAACAGAGGUUCUCCUUUCUCAAUCCUAGGUUCCUUUGAUAAUGAAAGCAAGGGGAUAUAUAUAUGAGAAAAUAUGUUUGUAGUCUGUCCUAUAUAAUUUCAAGGAGUACAUACACCUCCCCCACGACCAGCUCAAAAAUUUUAAGUUACCAGUAGCACAUAAACUUGACAUUAAGAGUGUGUUCAAAGCUAUUCACUUAGGCUGCACCUAACAGUCACCUGCAGAGGUUUCCAUUUCAGUAAAUAGUGGCCCACCUGCAUGGUGGAGUAGGAUUCAGGCACCUCGUGUAUAUGCUUAAAGGUCCCCAAGCUCGUUGGGUUGAAAAAGCCAAGUGCAGAACUUUGUACUUUUUUUGAGUUCUAUACAUUGCCUGUGCAUAGCUUACCUCUGGAAGGACUCAUGAAGCUGUUAACAGGAUUGCCUCUGGGGAAGGAAACUUCAAGUUAUACUUUUAUACGAAACAAAAGAUUCUUUUUACCAUGAGUAAAGAGGACUCACCAGCUAAAUAAAAACUCCAUACCACAGAAA